Octodon degus (degu) is the source of this 1195-nucleotide messenger RNA. It is a transcript of the gene Tnfrsf4, whose product is annotated as TNF receptor superfamily member 4. NCBI's taxonomy places the organism in Eukaryota, Metazoa, Chordata, Mammalia, Rodentia, Octodontidae. Gene Ontology annotation, molecular function: protein binding; tumor necrosis factor receptor activity. Gene Ontology annotation, biological process: inflammatory response. The record is from RefSeq and is a predicted model, not a curated record. The transcript has 7 exons. The coding region runs from base 142 to 990 and encodes 282 amino acids.
CAUGGAUGGACGGAUAGGGACACACAUUCAUCCGCCUGCACAGCCUGAGCGUAUUCAUGCACCUUCCUCCCGCCCCUCCUUGCCCCUCCCCCAGAACCCUUAUAGCCGCAUCCUGCAAAGAAAAACCCCAGACUCCUGUGAAUGCAGCUGAGGAUGUGCGUGGGGGCCUGUGCCCUCCUGCUUCUGGGGCUGGUGCUUGGUGCCACGGCUGGGCACAACUGUGUUGGGGACACCUAUUAUAACGGCCACAUGUGCUGUCAUGACUGCCAACCAGGUAACAGGAUGGUGAGGCGCUGCAAAGGCACCAUGGACAGUGUGUGCCGUCCAUGUAACCCUGGUUUCUACAAUGAAGCUGUCAACUAUGAGGACUGCAAGCCGUGUACACACUGCAACCAGAAAAGCGGGAGUGAAAUGAAGCAGAAUUGCACGGUCACGCAGGACACUGUCUGCCAGUGCAGGCCUGGCACCCAGCCCCUGGAUGGCUUCAAGCAUGGAGUUGACUGCAAGCCAUGCCCUCCUGGAUCUUUCUCCCUGGGCAGCAAUCAGGCCUGUAAGCCGUGGACCGACUGUGCCUCAGCGGGGAAGCAGACCCUAAAGCAAGGCAGCAGCAGUUCAGAUGCCAUCUGUGAAGAUAGGAGUCCCCUGGUCACUCUGUUGUGGGAGACGCAGGGUCCCACGGCUAGGCCUACCAAGGCCCGGCCCACCGUGGCCCAGUCCACCACAUCCAGACCCAUUGUGGCCUGGGCCAGAACUUCUCAGGGGCCCUUCAUGCCACCCCCGGAGGCCCCCAGAGAACCGGUGUUGGCUGCCAUCCUAGGCCUGGGUCUGGGCCUGGGCCUGCUGGUCCCCUUGGCUGCACUGCUGGUCCUGUACCUGUACCGAAGGGCCUGGAUGCCACCUGGUACUCCCAAGCCCCCUGGGGGAGCAAGCUUCCGGAAGCCCAUCCAAGAGGAGCAGGCUGAUGCACACUGUACCCUGGCCAAGAUCUGAGCAGCGUGGAGGGCUUCGUGGGCAGGGUACCCCUGGUGCAGGCCGCCUACCUGUGUCCUCUGCGCCGUUCUAGGUGCUGGGCUGGCUCUGGGUGUUUCUAUGUAUGUUGUGCAUACUACCCACCCAGAUGGUGCUCCAAUAAACUUGUCGGUGACCUCUGCCCUCACCCUCCUUGGCUGGGGCAGGGUCUCAGAUGAGGGCAGGA